AUGGGCGUGGGCGCGGGCAGCCCGCGGGCGGAGGCCGAGCCCCCGGCCCCGGCGCCCCCCAGCGGCGAGGGCAGCGCGGCCGCCGACCCGGACGCGGGCGCCCAGCCCUCGGCCGCGGCGGCGGCCGCUGCGCCGCCGAGGCCGCCCUUCUCCCUGGAGGCCCUGCGAGCCGAGGCGGGGCUGCUGCGCUCGGAGCACGAGUGGUACGUCAGCCGCGUGGGCGAGCUCCGGAGCCCGACGUACAUCUGCACCAAGGACGACGAGCUGCACAGGGUCCGGCCGGGGGAGGGGCCCUGGGACCUCACCGUCUCCGUGCGCGGCGGCCCGCGGGGCGGCAGCGCGCCCGAGGAGGCGCCCGGCGAGGAGCAGAGGGGCGACCCCACGCAGGCCGACAGCUCCAGGGAGGGCAGAACCGCGCGCGCGUACGACUUUCCCUUCCAGGUCAGGCUGCGCUUUGACGAGGACUGGCCCGUGCAGCCGCCCGUGGUGCGCUUCCAGUGCGUGAUCCACCACGCCCUGAUCGACGACGAGCAGGGCAUGCUGCUGCCGUUCUACAAAACGCUCGAGAGAACACAGGACAAUAUAUUCACAAUCCCACUGAUUCUGAAGGCCGUGCGCGAGUUUCUGGUGGAUCCGCUGGCCGCAUGGGGUAUCCCGAUCGCGCAGGCGCCGACUAGGUUGACGCUGUCGAUCGCUGACAACGAGGAGAUGAAUGAAAAGCGGCUGACUACAAUAAAGAAGUACGCGGCGAUGGUCAAGCACCAGGAGUUCUUUCGCGUCCCCGUGGUGUUGCGGGAGGAGUGGUUCGAGCCCGCCUUCUGGAGGGCGCACAUGGAGAAUACGCCAGAAGCUUGGCGAGCGCUGCUCGAGGAGCAUCUUGAGAACGAGGUGUACUCGUUCAAGAUGCUGAGCGAAGUCUUCUGCGAACAGCUACUGGAGGAGAUUUUCAACUUCUAUGACUCGGGUCUCCCUGCCAGGCGCCCGAACAGCAUGAACAACUACGGCAUCAUCCUCAACGAGAUCGGUCUGGAGCCGCUCAUUGAUGGCCUGCAGGCGAUGCUGCAGACCCUUGGUGACAUGCUGUGGCCAGGCGCGGGCAGCGACUGGGACGGGCACCACUGCUUUAUCGUGCGCUACCGCGAGGGCGAGGAUCUCGGGCUGGACAUGCACACGGACGACUCGGACGUCACCUUCAACCUCUGCCUGGGGCUGAACUUUCAGGGGGCGGGCCUCCAGUUCUGUGGUCUCAUGGGCGCCCCGAACCAUCGCAGGCACACGCUCACGUACCAGCACGUGAAAGGCAGCGUGGUGUGCCACUUGGGGAGGAAGAGGCACGGGGCCGACGACAUCUCGGAGGGCGAGCGCCUGAACUUGAUCCUGUGGAACCACUCCAGCACAUACCGCGAGACCAGCGAGUACAAAGAGCCUCCCUACAGCACCGAGGAGGGGCCCCCAGACCAAGUUUGCGUCAGCUACACGCACGACCGCGACUACGGGAUCUUCAAGGAGUACCCAAGGGGCAAGGAGAAGUUCAAGGGCCGCGGAUGGUGCCCUCCCAAGCAGUACGAGUACGCCGACUUCAAGCAAGACGCCCCGCGGGUGCUCGGAGGGGGCUGA
Messenger RNA from Prorocentrum cordatum, 1617 nucleotides. The record is from the annotation of a GenBank genome assembly. Lineage: Eukaryota; Dinophyceae; Prorocentrales; Prorocentraceae.